AUGAAGGUGUUACACUAUCAAAGUUGUGUUGAAGUUAGCUAACGUUAGCUUAAUGUGUAAAGAGUAGAAUAAAUACUGCUAAAUUGUCUUUAGUUGUUUGUAAAAUACGAUAAAGAUUAAUUUGUGUAAUUUUUCAAGAGUAAGUUUCGACAAUGGCGCUGAAACAUUUCCGGACGUUGACACCAAUUUUAGCGGCUAAUGUUACCUGUCGCAGUAAAACGUCUGGACUGUCCAUAAAGGCCAGUUUGUUGCCAGUGAAAUCCUACAGCACUGCAACGGGAGGUGAAGACAGAGGAACAGCUGCGGGACAGACUGUGGUCACCAAGCGCAGGGGGUCUGUGGUCACCGUGGCAAUAAACCGGCCUGAGGUGCGUAAUGCGGUGAACCAGGAGACGGCGAGGCGUCUGCUGGAAGAGCUGGAGGCCUUCGACAGUGACCCAGACUUAAACGUGGCUGUCCUGCAUGGGAAAGGAGGGAAUUUCUGUGCUGGUUAUGAUCUGAAAGAGCUGGCCAAUCACACAGCCUCCCUCAAAUUGGAGCAAGAUGUCACAAAGGGUCCCGGUCCGAUGGGUCCAUCCCGUUUGGAGCUGUCAAAGCCGCUGAUAGCAGCAGUCAGUGGCUUUGCUGUGGCUGGAGGGCUGGAGCUGGCUCUGCUGGCAGAUCUGCGAGUGGUGGAGGAGAGCGCCGUCAUGGGGGUGUUCUGUCGCAGGUUUGGAGUUCCGCUGAUUGACGGAGGAACAGUGCGGCUUCCACGUCUCAUCGGUCUGUCACGAGCCCUUGACCUGAUUCUGACUGGACGACCAAUUGGAGCACAGGAAGCUCUCGCCUACGGACUCGCUAACAGAGUUGUUCCUGAUGGCCAAGCUUUACAGGCAGCCCUGGAGUUAGCAGAGCAGAUCAGCUCCUUCCCUCAGCAGUGUAUGCGGGCCGACCGGUCCUCAGCCAUGUACAGCUGCUACGACGCUCCCUCCUUCACACAGGCCAUGCAGUAUGAGAUUGACAACGCAGUUCCCGUCAUCCAAUCAGAAGCUGUCGCUGGGGCAACCAGGUUCACUACUGGAACAGGAAGAGGAGGAGAAUUCUCCUAGGAUUUUGUUUGCAGGGGCCUUGUGAAUUGUGUUUUUCAGGUGAUCUAACACAUCUUGUUGCAUCCACGUUGGAGAUCCACGGCUUUCAGACCACAUAAUGUAAACAUUUUUAAAAAGAGAACUCAACCACAUAACAACACCGAACAAGCCCAGUCAAUUUCUGUUCUGUUUUAUGAGUGUUUGAUGCCUAGAUGAUGAAGCCAGUUCAUUACCCAGCCAGCUAUAUUAGCUUGUUACCCUAAGCAUCACUUCCUAUAUUUCAGAAGUAGGUUAUAGUGACUAGUAGAUGUGUGAAAUGCAAGAACAUAGCUGACUUUUUUUAAGUAAUGCAACUCUAAAGCCUGUAUUCAACAAUCAGAAAAGGCUGAGAAUGUUCAUUUCUUUCACCCUGCUAUAUUUUUAGGUUUAAUUAUUACUUUUUAGGUUUGUUUUUGGAGAAAUUAGAUCUAUUACACCAGAACAAUAAGACAAAAAGGUUAAGUGAGUCUAUGGUAUAUUCUGAAACCACAACUUGCAGUUGUUGUACAACUAUCAGUCGGCAAGCUCCACAUUUCAUGUCGCAGUGUCUUUUCAAGUGAAGGCUGUUUGGACCCUGAUGGUUGGGAGGGAAUGGAGCUCCAGAUCGAGCAUAGAGACAAAGCGCAUAAGUUCCACCCUCUCCGAAAAACAAUAAAUUGCUCUCUAAUGACUUUGUAUUGGUGAAGGUGCCUCCUUAUCAUUCAUCUGAUAGCAAACAACACAAAAAUGCCUAAAAGCUGCUUUGUGGUGGGACGCACUACCAACAGGGGAGAGAAUCCAUGAUUAAGUUUUAGAAACAGCAGAACUGAAAAACUGAGAUCCUGACACUCAGUAUUUCUACAUGCAGCUAGCAUUUUGCAAAAUUGGCCAGACAAAGUGAAGAGGUUAAAGCUAACUAAGCUGUGUAAUGACUGUUUUUAAUCUUUGUUGGGUUAAAUGAUGAUCAUACCUGAAGAUUUGAUCAAAUAGAUUUUAGUUAAAUAUCAAAGUAUGUCACUACUGGCCAUUCAGUGGGAACAUUUCUCCAAGAUAAGGAAGGUGAGGAGAAGGGACAAUAUUGAGUUGUCAAUGUAAAUUUUCCUCUCUAGUAGACAAAAGGUGCUAAAAUAGUCCUUUGACUGGCUGAGAUCCGUUUUUUCGCUAGCUACAGGCAUUUUGUGAGCAUUUCAGCCCUUGGUUGCACACUGUGGUACUGAUAGUUUUCCCCUCUGGUGGGCGUGUUUUUCAGAGGAUGAUGCUUUGCGCUCUGUCUCUAUAGACGAGGGCUUUAACUUUUAUUUUCUUGAUGCAAAACACACACGCAGCUAUCUUUUCUCCUUGCCAAAACUAGGCUUAACUCAUGUACCAGCCUGUUAUUCUGAUCUUUUUUAUUUGAAUUCUAGAUAUACAGAUUGUUUAAAGAAGUCUUGCACCUUUAUUUUUUUUCAAAGCAGAUCAUCAAGGAGAAUCACUGAGAAGUCUUUAUGUGCUGGGCAAUGCAGGGCUAUAGGAAGGCUGGAACCACAAAACUAAUCCAACACAAAAGACUAAAAGGCAUCAAAAGCAAGAAACCUGCAGCAGCUCGCCAUUGUUCCUUUGAAAAACACUUGAUUACUGGGAUAAGACGUGUGUUGGCGUACAUGCGCGUGUGACCUAGUAACCAUAGCAAUAUACUGUAAUUAUUGCAGAAGAUUCAGCAUUUUCUGUCAGAUCUGUGCCAGGUGUAAGCAUUCCUAUGGUUUUGGAGCACGCUUCCCCUUAAUUUUGUGUGUUGGAGAGACGUGUGUGUGUGUGUGUGUGUGUGUGUAUCGUACUUAAACACAAAACACACAAAAAUCUCUGUGUGUGCAAGUUUGUGUAAACUCUUUUGUGACCUUUUAAUGCUCUUUAAUAAAACUGUCUUGCAGGAAUACUGAAGAACUGAAACCAAGCUGUAUGGUGAUGUAUGUGUGUGUAAAAGGGAUAGAUAGAGACAGACAAAGACCUCAUUAGGUCUAGGAGGUGUCCUGUCUAGACAGUGUGAUGACAGGACACAGAACCUCUGUUUAAUGUUUCCUCCUCCUCCCUCUACUUCCAAUUCACCCAGCACACACACACAUCACCUGCUCUGCUGCCGGGGAUGCACACACAUGUGCACACACAGUUGCUUUAUGUCAAGCUAAAUGUUAAGGACAUAUAGAAGUAUUUGAGUGCUUUUUUCAGUCAUUGUCAGCCUACAGUGUGCAGCUUGUUCAUCACAGGAAUGUUGUGAUAGCACUGGAGAGCACCAAGGAAGAGGAAGCUGUGGAUGCUUUUGUGCUGACUUGUUUAUUGAGUAUGACACAUACCCAAAGUUAAUGCUCCAUGAAGUGUUUAAAACAUGGAUUCCAUGCUGUGUGUGACCAUGAGCUGACUCAAAUGAGGCGGUAUAAAUCCCCUAUUUCCUUUCAUAGUUUUAUCCGCAAAAUGACUAUUUCCCUGUCUCUGAGUUUAGUGCCAGAGCCAAAAAAGCAUCUUGAGGAAACUCAACCCUGUUGCUCAAACGCAGCUUAACCACUGAAUCUGUGUUAUAAAUCAGGGAUAAGCUCUCAUUUAGGUAAAUGGGAAUUUUUAGUCCAAGAAAAACUAAAAAAGCUGAUAAAUGACAUCCUGGUUCUCAGUCAACCCAGUAGGGCGUCUUCAGCCCUCGUUCUGUUAUUUUAGAGUUUGAGCUCUCGGUUGAAUCUUGAACGGGCAUGCGCAUAAUGCUGUCGCAAACAAUUCUCAAGUCUUUGCACAUUAUUUUUAAACUGCACUGACAGGAUUUCUGCUUGGUAUACAGGAAAAGCUUUUUAAAAUCUGAAUAUCUGCUGGUGUGGUAUGAACUACAAAAUGCUUGCCAGAAACAUUAAAGAAGAAUCUGCAUAAGUUGUAAUGAAUGGGCAACAA
Messenger RNA from Epinephelus fuscoguttatus (brown-marbled grouper), 3992 nucleotides. RefSeq lists its product as uncharacterized. Gene Ontology annotation, molecular function: catalytic activity. The record is from RefSeq and is a predicted model, not a curated record. Bases 153 to 1088 code for a protein of 311 amino acids. NCBI's taxonomy places the organism in Eukaryota, Metazoa, Chordata, Actinopteri, Perciformes, Serranidae. The transcript has 7 exons.